This is a messenger RNA of Ogataea polymorpha, 3054 nucleotides long. RefSeq lists its product as uncharacterized. Bases 1 to 1884 code for a protein of 627 amino acids. Gene Ontology annotation, molecular function: zinc ion binding; DNA binding; DNA-binding transcription factor activity, RNA polymerase II-specific. The record is from RefSeq and is a predicted model, not a curated record. Gene Ontology annotation, biological process: regulation of DNA-templated transcription; DNA-templated transcription. Gene Ontology annotation, cellular component: nucleus. NCBI's taxonomy places the organism in Eukaryota, Fungi, Ascomycota, Pichiomycetes, Pichiales, Pichiaceae. The transcript has a single exon.
AUGUCCGCAAAGACGAUCCCGGGGGUCCAGCAGUUCCGUGUUCCGGAGCUACACAAGAGCAAAGCCAGGGCGUGUGUGGCCUGCCGUGAGAGGAAGCGCAGAUGUACUUUGGAAUUGCCCGUCUGCAGCUACUGUCGCGUGCGAAAAAAGCCAUGUGUGUAUCCGUCGCAAACGUCUCCCGGCCCUGACAGGUCAGCUGAAACGCGGGCCGGCACCCAGGCUGGCGCCACCACAGCAAUUCCCCGCGUGCUCUGGCCGGGUUCUAAUGCCGGCAGCGACCUCAAGCCCGAAAUGAGAGCCGGCCCCGUUUUCACAAGCAUUCUGAGCCCGUCGCUGUGUCUGGCGACUGGCCAAGUCUCGCCCGAUUUUCAACUUUUGCGCUCGUAUCUCCCCGAAAAACGCGACGCAGACACUCUGAUCGACCGGUACCAGAACUCGAUCCACCCAGUGGUGCCGAUUUUCGACCUGCGCUCAUUUCUUCCGCACUACGAGCUGUUCUGGGACGAGGAUAAAACCGCGUCUCUCGAGUUUUACAUCGUGCUGCUCACAAUCCUGUACGCUGCAUCGGUGGCAGAGUUUGAGGAAAUGUCAAUCGACAACCAGUUUGGGCCCCAUAGCGAUGAGCUUGUUGCCAAAAUGAAGUACUACGUCGGUGCGACCGAAAUUGCGCUCGCAAUGCACGGCUUCCCCACCAAAGUCGCUCUCGUCGACCUCCAGGCGUCGUUUAUUUUGCACUACGUGCUGCGCUCCGACUGCCGCACGGACGACUGCGGCUCUGUUGGGUAUCUCGUGCGGCUGGCGCAGCUGCUCGAGCUGCAACGCGACCCCUGGAGCUACCACCGCAUUGCUGACGCCAGAGACGUGCAAAAGCGCCGCAUUCUUUGGUGGCACAUCUACUACCUCGACUGCACAACAGCGCUCUCGACGCGGAUGCCACCCAUCAUCGUCGAGGGCGAGCACGACACGCAGUUCCCGGCAGAGUACACCAAGUCCGGUACAGGCGACUUUCUGCUCGACGCGCACGUGACCUUCGCGAACCGCCGGUUCGGCUGGGCCGUGGUGUGCAGCCGCAUUCUGCGGCUCGCGUUCCGGCUACAGACACCGUCCGACGAGGACUGGUUUGCGCUGCGCAGGGACAUCGAUAACCUGGCGCUGCAGUGCGCUGCCGCGACCCAGCGCCUGCUCGACAAUGCGCGCACCAUCCACGCCGACUGGCUCGCGUUCAGCACCGCUGUCAUCUCGUCGCUUGCUGACCGGUGUCACGUGCUCGUCGAUCUCUCGCUGCAGAAACACCCGGACCACAAUGGCACGUUUGGCAACCCGGAGACCUCGUCUGUGUCUGACGUGCAGUUGCGCACGGUGGGUUCGGAGUUCGAGGAGAGCCAGAUCCACUUGCUUCAGCAGUAUCUGUCGUACGGCUCGAUGCCGAAAAAUAAGCGAUAUCUCUGGGAGAUCCGCAAGUUCCAGCCGAUCCAGACGAUUUUGGCGCUGUUGCGCAGCCUGAUCGCCGACGUCGCAUGUCUGGACCGCGGAGUGCACUCGUCGGAAGCCAUCCACGCGCUCGAGAAAUGCGCCAAGGUGCGCGUUUUGGAGGACGCGGUGCAAAAUCUCGGGUAUCUGGCCCACCACACGACACCGCUGUGUAAACAACGAUGGUCGCUCGUGAUUGAGCUCAAACACGCAACCUGGCAGCAGGUGUUUGGCCACCCUCAAACCCCGCAGGAUGCGGUCCAUUCUGCCGCCUCCACGCAAAGCGACGAGUCGCUACGCUCCGACGACGCCUGGGCGCAGAUUCUCACAGAGCUCGGCAAGGUGCACCAGAAGAUCGACGACAAUAUCAACGUCAAAAUCUGGGACAACGACGCCGGCCACUACACGUUGUAAACAGCUAGUUCUCCUAUUUAGGAUCGUAUUCGCCCUCCACGUCCUUGAAAGUGUACCGCUUGGCCUCGUAGAACAUGUCUGGCGUCGAUUUUGCAGUCGCCGCGCCGGGAAACAACUCCGGACACAGCGUGAUGUACUUGGGGAAUCGCCACUGCCUUCCAGACCAGUUUGUCUCGACGGGCAGCUCGUUCUUCAGCGCUUCAGACACCAGCUCGCACUCUUUCCACACACGGAUGACGUUCAGCCCCAUAAACUUUCGGAUAUCCUCGUGCGUAGCGCCAGACUUUUCCCACACCUUGACGACGAGGUCGGGAAAUUUCGACACAUCCUCGAGUCCCUUGGGGCCCGUGGCGCCCAUACCAUCGAAAUCAGACCCGAUCCCCACAUGGUCCCAGCCGAUGAGGUUGACAAUGUGCAGCACAUGGUCGACGCAGUCGUCGAUCGACGCGUCGGCCGCGUCGGGCUUCUUGAUGAAGUUGGGCACAAAAUCCACACACACAACGCCGCCGUUCGCCUUCACCAUCUGCAGCACGUCGUCCCGCACGUUCCGCUCGUGGUUAGUCACAGAGUACGCCGAGCUGUGCGAAAAAAUCACCGGCGCACGCGCAAUCUGCAAAACGUCCACCAUCGUCUUGUACGACACGUGACUCAGGUCCACCAUCAUGCCGAUGCGGUUGAACUCGCGAAUGCAGUCGCGGCCGUACGCGGUGAGGCCCUUGUCCUCCUUGCCGGCAAUGACAGUCGUGCACGCGGUAGCAAACGGGUUGUCGCAGUUAUGCGUCAGCGUGAUGUAGCGCACGCCAAGGUCGUAGUACUGUCUCACCACGGCGAGCGACGUGUCGACCUGGUGCAGGCCCUCCACGCCCAUUGUGACGGAUAUCAUGUCGCCAUUCGACUCCUGGUAGCUGCGCAGCGCCUCAUCCGCGCUGGUCACAAAUUUCAUGCUCCGCGAGUACUUGUCGACGAGCCGUUUGAUGAUGUCCACCUGCUCCAGCGUGUCCCGUACAAUGCUGUUGGGUCUCUCAAAGUCCUGGUACAGCUCGUCGGGACUUGGGUAGUCCAUCCAGCAGCUGAAGAACUGGACACCGACGCCGCCCUGCUUCAUGCGACGCAGGUCUGUCUGCGACACGAGCGGCUCGUCGAAAUGGAACUUAUCCUCGUUUAUUUCGU